Tarenaya hassleriana is the source of this 1013-nucleotide messenger RNA. RefSeq lists its product as uncharacterized. The record is from RefSeq and is a predicted model, not a curated record. The transcript has a single exon. Bases 377 to 802 code for a protein of 141 amino acids. NCBI's taxonomy places the organism in Eukaryota, Viridiplantae, Streptophyta, Magnoliopsida, Brassicales, Cleomaceae.
GAUAAAUUAUAUGGAUUUAUACAUUUUUCCGUUAUCUUAAAUUCCUCAAUGUCUUAAUAUGUGCCUCCUAUAAUUUCCUCUGUCAAACAAUAUUUCAGAUUAAAAAAAUCCAUCUCAAAUCUCAAGUUUUUUCAUCUGAAUAAAAAACUCGUAACUGGAUUUGGGCCGGCCGACCUCAUCGAGCCAUUUAGGAACCCCCAGUAUAAUGUAUAUGUGUGUGCGUAUGUAUGUAUGUAUGUAUAUAGAAAAAAAGGACGGAGAUCUCAAACACAAUGAUUAAUCACUUAUAACCAUAACCACUUUGUAGCUCAUCCAAAAAACGACGGAUUCGAUUUCUCAAGAGAGAGAGACGGAGGAGGAACAGCCACCGUCAUCCAUGGCGGGUCUACAGAGAUCCACCAUCUCCUUCCGCCGUCAGGGCUCUUCCGGCAUAGUCUGGGACGAUCGAUUCCUCUCCGGCGAGCUGAACCAACCCGCCAGCGACCAGAAAGAUGAAAGUCAACGGGACGAACAGGCGAAGCCCAUGUCGGAAGGCCAGGAACAGGGGAAACCAAUCACCGACGAUGCAAAAGACGGAAUCAAGCCGAUCAGGACCGUCGGAUCGGCCGGGACCAUCGAGAGGAGCCGAUCCAACGGCGGAGGUGCCGUCCGAGCUCAUCGAAGCGCCGGAAGAGUUUCUCCGGCGCUGGACCCACCAUCUCCGAGGUUGUCGGCUUGUGGGUGUUGCUCCGUGUUGGGAAAAAAGCCGCCGGGGAAGAAGAGUAAUCCGAGGAAAAGGCCGGCGAAGCGCAGAUCGAUGUAGGAGGAGACACAAAAGGAAAAAAGAAUAUACUGCUUGUGAAACUUUUUUUCUCUUUUAUUUGUGUGAUUGCUUUGAUAUAUAAUCCCGUUGUCGAUGAACUCAGACGAUGUUUAUAUCCGUUUGAUUUCGAUUUUUGCUGUCAAUCUUAAAUUCGCAGACUUGGGAUUUGCUGUUGCUUUCUGGGUGAUUGUAAAUGAAGCGUCUUUUCUCU